Pimephales promelas (fathead minnow) is the source of this 3193-nucleotide messenger RNA. NCBI's taxonomy places the organism in Eukaryota, Metazoa, Chordata, Actinopteri, Cypriniformes, Leuciscidae. The record is from RefSeq and is a predicted model, not a curated record.
UCUACAACAUUUAAUAUUCAUAUGUUAACCUAAACAUUUACAAAUAGCCUACAUUAAGAUCAAGAGAUUGCAUCAGUUUACGCAUUAGCCUAUUUUGAUUAAUUAGCAUUAGCAUUAAAGGCCAUUGUUAGUUUAUAGCUAUAGGCUAUUAAAUGUUAACAAAUGAGAUUUAUUAUUGUAAAGCGGCACCAAGAAAUCAUAUUAUUUAAAAUUAGUGUUUAAAAGUUGCAGUUUUUUCCCAAACUCUUCUUAGAUGGACGAUAAUAGGCUAGAUCAAACUCCUGUCGAUUCGUUCAGUUCGACUGAAUUCAACCACAAGUGAAAUGGAAGGAAAGAGUCAAAGGAAGUGUUUUUCUGCAGUUUCAUCUCGAUGUUAUCAGUGUUCCCCUAAACCUGUGAGAAACUGAGACAGAAACCACAGAAGCCCAGCGUUUCCAACAGCAUGCGAGCAUUCAGUCCAUCAAACCGAAUGACAACAUGUCCGGCAGAAGAUCUGUGUGUGUGUUGAUCUGUGUGUUCUGCAUCUGUUGUGCUUUGAAGAGAAAGCCUGUUUUCAGCAUUCAAGAGCUCACGGUGACUGCGAGGGACCUGAAGGAUUGUGGGAAGAAUGUGUGUGUGAUGUCCAGUGCCGACUGUCCCGCAGAAUCAGAUGUUCUCACUGCAACUCCUGAGAGAUUUGUGAACACGUCAUGCCACUUUCUGUCCCAUGAGGAGUCGAUCACCUGCAGGUGGAUUCAGAUGAACGACGUCCGAACGGAAACCUUCAUUUUCAGAAGAACUGACAUCAAUUGUCCUUCCAUUUUACAUUUAUAUUCACAUUUCAAUUUAACCAUCAAGUCAAAGAGCAUCGUCAGCCAGAAAGAGUGGUUCUCUGAUGUCUAUCCAGUGAUCAUUAAGGAAAUUGUCCAGGCUCCUCGGCCGGUGAUCACGUCUGUUAAUGUCACAGACUCGUCAGUCAACGUCACAUGGAAUGGCGGGAGAACAACUAAAUGCCGAAUCCGCUACAAACGUCUCAACACAGAUUCAUGGACAGAGACUGCAGAUUUUCCCGCCUCAGAGGAGUCUCUGUUCAUGAUUGAGGGUUUACAGGCCUUCAGCGAGUAUCAUCUGAGCAUCUCCUGCGUUCAAGAUCUCAGCCGGUGGAGCGACUGGAGCAGCGAGACACGAGUAAAGACGUCCGAGAGCCCGCCGUCUGCGCCUCUCUCGCUCAGUUAUCACGUGGCUUCAGAUGUAAACUCGGGGCUUCGGCAGCUGCUGCUUCUCUGGAAGGCUCUGGACGUCACAGAUGCUCGAGGACUCAUUCGAGGGUAUGAAGUGUCCUACAUGCCCACCAAACAGCCCUCUCUGAAGAAAACCAUCCACACCACUGAGCUCAAGGCAGUGGUUCUGGUGCGGGCAGAGGAGUACGAGGUGACCGUGUGGGCUUAUAACGGCGCCGGACACUCGCCUCACCGCCGCCUCCUCGUCGACGCGUCUCGUUCUCACGAUGUGCGGUCAGUGAAGUCUCUCUGGGUUUACUCUGACGGCUCGUCGCUGCGGGUCCGAUGGGGUCGUGACAUCACUGAUGUAGAGGUCAGCGAGUUCGCCAUCGAAUGGAGCGUCGUCAAGGACCCCAAACACGCAAACUGGCAGCGAGUCGACGGGUCCACCUUCACGACCCGUCUCACAGGCCUGAAACAGGAGGAGAACUACACCAUCAGUGUGUUUCCCGUGUACGGCUCUGUGUGUGCGCCUCAGACCUCCAUCUCGGCCGAUCUGCAGCACGGAGCUCUGCUGGACGUGGACGAGUUUCGUCUGGUGAACGUGUCGCGCUCGUCUCUGACGGUGAGGUGGACGUGGAAGCAGACGGAGCCGAGAGUAAAAGUGCUUCAGUACAAGCUGGUGUUGAGCGGAGAACAUGGAGCUGAGUCUCUCUCAGUGUUUCCAGAUCAGCAUCAGCACUCGUUCCACCAUCUCCAUCCUGACAGCAGAUACUCCGUCUGCAUACAUGGAGAAACUGCGAGCGGGAACUUCACAAAGGCCAGUCUGGACGUCAGCACACCACUGAGAGAUUCGGAUGAGUGGACGAGGUUUGCCGUUCCAGUGGUCCUGCUCCUGGUGUUCGGGAUAUUCUCGGUGUCGUCAGUGACUGUAUACAGGAAACACUUCCUCCCUGUCGUCGCCAAUCCCAGGUUCAGUCUGAUCGGACGCUGGCUUCUCAACCCGCAUCUGCAGGGCAGCGGACGGAUGUGUGUGCUGAAGCUGGAGAGUGUGUUCCCGCUGGACCAGCGUGAGAAGAGCUUCAUAUACGUGGAGCGGCGCGAGUCUGUGACAUCAGAACAUGAGGACACGCCUCCUUCGAAGAUCCCCACGAGCCCCGCCCCCAGCCCGCCCGAGUACGUCCAGUUACCCCUAUUAGCCGAUCGCUCCGAUUAUGUUCAAAAUGGACAAAUUGUAUUUCAGUUUUCUGAGAAACCCUCAGACUGAUAUCUAUAUUUCCCGACUGUGAUAAACCACGAACGCUUUUAAUCUCGUCUCAAUCGACUGUAUCAGAAGAAUCUCACACAACUUUCACGUUUGCAUGUACUAUAUAACAUUUGAUGUAGUUGAAUUAAUUGAAUUAAAAACAAGAUUAUACAACUACAAAAAUCUUAUUUUAAGUUGCUGUAAUUUUCUAUGUUGCUUUUUUGAACUUUUUUUUUUUUAUAAUUUUUCGCUACAAAAUAAAUUCACAUUUUAGUUUAAUUGGCUCUUAAUUGUAUAGCGUUUUUCAUACUCUUAAUCUAACAAUUCUAACUUUUUAUCUCGCUCUUGCAAAUUUUUAUCUUACAAUUUAGACCUUUUUUCACAAUUACGAGUUUAAAUCUCACAAUUCAAACCUUUUUCCAAAGAAUGUGAGAUAUAAAGUAACAAUCACCUUUUUAAACUCGUAAUUGCAAGUUUACAUCUCGCAAAAAAAAAAAAAAAAAGUCUUGAAUUCAGUUUUUUCAAAUAUAAGGCCAUAUUUAAGGCUUUAUUUUAAUUUAUUUUCUUUGAAGAGCCAUGAUUUCCAAUAGUCUUUAAUCAAGGAAGCUUUAUUUUAAAAGUGGAAAAGUCAUGGAAAUGAAUAAAAUCGUAUGUAAAAUGUGUAGUUCCAUGGGAAUUUUUAAAAUAAAUGCACAUUUUUCUAAUCAUACCAAGCUCUAGAAAUCUUUAAUCGGGUAUAAGUUAAGAG